CUAAGUUUUUCUUUUGGAUGGAUCUCCCUAUUGCAGACCACAAUCUGAUUUUGAAAGCUUUCUAAAUAUUGGGGUGUGGUUCAAGAAGCACUGCGGAUGAAUAAACUACUUCGGCCGGUCCUUCCCUUGACCCUCGACACUCGCCCAGCGGAGAUGCUUUGUGUACCGAGUUGCCCUUCCGGAGGACACUGACCACUGAGCAGUCCCAAAGGCACUUGAACACUAAAGCAACCAAUCAAUGUUGGUUUCUUCACCAUUAUAUGGCCUUUAAUAUAUUACUACGGGUAAAUUAAACUCGUUCUCUCUAUCAAAUGUACAGACUUAUUUUUCCCUUGAGCAUAUUACAAGUUUGGUGAAUUUGUUAAUUGUAAUCAGCCAUUUUUUCAUGAUAAUAAUAAUGAUGAUGAUGAGCUAGAAUGCCAUCAUUGGAACUCAUGAAAAAAUUUCUCAAUUCCCUUAGACAAAAACACACAAAGCCUGGCUACCAUUUCUUGGUCUAUCUCCUCCUCCUAGCCCUCCCCUUCUUAGGGACACUCACUUCCCACUGCUCUGCCCUUAACUUGCAGGACAUGGUCCUAAACCUCAAACAUGUCAUCGCAUCCUCGUGCCUUGCCCUUCUCUUGGGCAUGCUCUACUUCUUGAGCAGGCCAAGGGACGUUUUCUUGAUGGACUUUGCAUGCUACAAGCCACCCCCUGCACUGAUGUGCCCUACGGAGAGGUACCUCGAGAGGUCAAGACAGGCCAACAUUUUCACAGAGGAGAAUCUGGUGUUCCAGAAGAAGAUCCUGGAGAGGUCUGGGCUGGGGCAGAAGACCUAUUUCCCAGAGUCCAUUCUGAGCGUCCCCUCAACGGCGUGUUUGGAUGUGGCCAAAAAGGAGGCUGCGGUGGUGAUUUUUGGGUGCGUUGAUGAGCUGCUUGGGAAGACAGGGGUGGGGGGUGAGGAGAUUGGGAUUGUCAUUGUUAACUGCAGUUUGUUUAACUCAACCCCGUCGUUCUCCGCCAUGCUGGUUAACCACUACAAGCUCAAGAGCAGUGUGAAGAGCUUCAAUCUUGGUGGCAUGGGUUGCAGUGCAGGCCUCAUCUCUAUUGACCUUGCCAAACAUCUCCUUCAGGCGACACCGAACACGUGCGCACUAGUAGUCAGCUUAGAGGUUCAGACACUCAACUGCUACUUGGGCAACGACCGCGCCAUGCUCAUGUCCAACUGCAUUUUCCGUCACGGCGGCGCCGCCGUGCUCCUCUCCAACCGCCCCUCCGACCUCUGCCGAUCCAAGUACCAGCUCCUCCGCACCGUUCGGUCAAACAAGGGCGCCGACGACAACAGCUACUCCUGUGUCUUUCUGAGAGAGGACGACAAAGGUGUCGUUGGUGUCGCUCUUUCCAAAGACCUCAUGGGGGUGGCGGGCGAGGCCCUGAAGGUGAACAUCACCACCCUGGGCCCACUCGUCCUCCCCAUCUCAGAGCAGGUGAUGUUCUUCCUCACACUUGUCGCGAGGAAGAUUUUCACCUCCUUUGGGGUCAAGAUAAAGUCUUACAUUCCGGAUUUCAAGAAGGCAUUCGAGCACUUCUGUAUACACGCGGGAGGGAAAGCAGUGCUCGACGCGAUUGAGAAGAAUCUAGAACUUGGGGAGUGGCAAAUGGAACCUUCUAGAAUGACGCUUUACAGAUUCGGGAACACGUCGAGCAGUUCGUUGUGGUACGAACUCGGUUACACAGAGGGGAAAGGGAGGAUCCGAAAGGGAGACCGGAUAUGGCAAAUCGCAUUCGGGUCAGGUUUUAAAUGUAACAGCGCCGUUUGGCGUGCUUUGAAGAAUAUUGAUUCGGGCAUGGAGAAGAACCCAUGGAUGGAUGAGAUCCACCAAUUUCCUGUGCCACUCUGAGGAAUUAAUGGUACUCGAUGGUUUUUUUCUGGAUCCGCCACUUGUAUUUACAUGCUUGAUGUCUAAAGAAUUUUCUUCUCAAUGUGAUCCUGCACGUAAAUUAAUAAAUACGGGGUAGAAAGAAAAGAUAUUACUUUUU
Cuscuta campestris is the source of this 2019-nucleotide messenger RNA. The record is from the annotation of a GenBank genome assembly. Lineage: Eukaryota; Viridiplantae; Streptophyta; Magnoliopsida; Solanales; Convolvulaceae.